Messenger RNA from Wasmannia auropunctata (little fire ant), 1895 nucleotides. RefSeq names its product potassium/sodium hyperpolarization-activated cyclic nucleotide-gated channel 2-like. The record is from RefSeq and is a predicted model, not a curated record. The transcript has 9 exons. NCBI's taxonomy places the organism in Eukaryota, Metazoa, Arthropoda, Insecta, Hymenoptera, Formicidae. The coding region runs from base 192 to 1895 and encodes 567 amino acids.
AAAUUGUUAACUCUUGUCAUGUAAUGUUUAAAUAUUAAUUCCCUCUUUCCUUCUUAAUUAACAGGAAGUAGCGAGUGACUGUAAAAAAUAAAAUAAAAUACGAGACAUUCCAAGAGAAUGACAAAAGACACGUAGAUGGAAAGAGACUAUAGAGAAUUUAUUUUUUCAGAGGUCGUAUUAAGAAAAGCGGCAUGAUGGAUUUAAUGGCUUUUGUGCCUGUCACAAAGGCACCGAUUAUCCAGAAUGAACCGCGCAUGGAGCACGUUUGCGAGGUGCCGCCGAAGGAGGAUCCACUGAUGAGUAUGAUCCCCGGAAGCUCUCCGUGGUCGAGGCUGCGACGCUGGUUUCUCAGCACGCGGAUAGUGUCGCGGAAGCAUCCGUUCACGCGUUACUACCUGAAGAGCACCCAGGCGAUCGACUACGAGAUCAGUCGACACCUCAAGUCUCAUCCCCACAUGAUCCAUCCGUUCAGCACCUUCAGAAUAUUUUGGGAGUCUGCGAUGACGCUGUUCAUCAUCGCGGCUCUGCUCGCAACUCCGGUCUUCCUCGCAUUUUAUUUCGACAAGCUCGAGAAGUGGUACGUCAUCAACCACGCGAUCGACGCCGUGUUCAUAUGCGACAUCGCGAUCUGGUUCUUCACCGGCUAUUACGAUUGUCAUAUGCAGCUGAUAGUUCUGGACCCGAAGGUCGUCGCGAGCAAGUAUCUGCGGGGUUUCUUCGUCCCGAACGUGUUACCGGUGCUGCCGUUGGAGUUCCUCAUCCUGCUCUUCGAGUCGCUGUGGUAUCUGGCGUCGUUGAACCUGCUGAAGAUACUGUGGAUACGAACCGUCAUCAUUUACUCACGCAGACUCUAUUCAGUUUACCGAAUUGAUUUCCAUCUGAAAAAGGGAGCGGAGAUUAGCGUCAUCAUCGUCGUAUGCGUGCACUGGGCCGCAUGUCUGGAGUAUUAUUUGCCGCUGGCGGUCGCCAAGAUAGUCGGGGAGAAUGACGCAUCGUGGAUUCGAUCGUCUUACAUGACGGAAAGAAGGACGAAGCUUGCGGUCUAUCUAACGUGUGUUAACAGAGCUAUUAUCGCCCUAGUCGGAUCCACGCAUUAUUUGAACGUCAGCACUCCAGAGGAUAUUAUUUAUAAUCUAAUUCUCUCUGUCCUUGGAGUGCUUGGAUUUAUUUAUCUGCUGGCGCGAUUAUCAUUGCUAAUGAUAACGUUCCAUUCCUCCCGCAAGAGGCAUUUGAAAAUAAUCCAGCAGCUGCAACAGUACAUGAGGUACAAGGAGCUGUCGUAUUCCUUGCAGCGACGAUUGCUGGCCUACUACAAUUACCGCAAUAAAAAGGGUAUCGAGAGGGAAAAGAUUAUUAUCAACCACGUGUCGCCCUACUUGCGAGAAAAGCUUCUUCUGCACAAUUAUCACCGAUUAAUAACCGACGUGGCGCUGUUCAAGUACCUGCCGCAGGCGGUGGUGACACGGUUAGUCGGCGCCAUGCGCUCCGAGAUUUUCAUGUCGAACGACACGCUGGUCAAAGCCGGCACACGCGGCGACGCCUUAUACUUUAUCGCCUCCGGCACCGUGGCCGUCUACAACAUCGUGAGGAGAGAGAUCUGCCACAUGGAGAACGGCGCGUACUUCGGCGAGCUGGCGCUGCUGAUGGAGGACGAGCGCUGGAUCGCGAGCGUCGUCGCCGUGGAGAACUGCGAGGUCCACGUGUUGCCGCGCGCCGGCUUCCAGUACGUCCUGUUGCCGUAUCCCGAUCUCCUGGCGUAUCUGCUGAACGUCGUGCUCGCGCGCCCGGAGCAGACGCCGACGCACGAGAAUACCCACGAGCCGAACUCGUCGACGACCGCGGGAACGUCCGGGACCGUCAAUAUCAGUAGCAUAAAAGUCAAGAGGAGGGAAUGA